UAACAUAGUUAUUUAUCAAUCAACCCUCGUACUUCCCAAGCGACAAAAUUUUGUUCAAUUAGUCAAUGAGUGUAACAGAGAAAGCGAAUUAUUUAACAAACGAACAACAAACUUAAAUCGACAACCAAACGAACAAACUCAUUCGCACUUUUAGAGGUUAUGUUUUGGGGUUGAUAUUUUAAAAAUGUUCCUACCAAAAAUAAAUCGUAUUAUAGAUCCUUUCAAGUCCUUAGCAAUCCAAAAGAACAUUGCAGCAACUGUAAAUGGAGCCCAAACGAUGUCAACAACUGUUGCCCCAAGCGAGCAGAAGACCGAAAAGAAACCUAUCAGCAAAGCAAUGAAGGCUUACUUAGAACGAGCCAAGGAGCAUGACGAGUUUAUGAAAAGGCAAAAAGAGGAGUUUUUAAUAGGUAAAAGACAUUUAGCUAACAUGAUGGGGGAAGAUCCUGAAACAUUCACCCAGGAAGAUGUGGACAACGCAAUACAGUACUUAUUUCCUAGUGGUUUGUUCGAACCGAAGGCUAGACCUCACAUGAAACCUCCAGAGGAAAUAUUUCCACAAAGAAAAGCUGCAGAGUUCGAUGAGACUGGUAGACCUUAUCAUUUUCUGUUCUACACAGGAAAACCUUCAUACUAUCAAGUAUUACAUGACUUAACGAGUCAUAUAAACGAUCUUAUUAAGUUUGAAGAUACCAUGAUUCGAAAAAACCUACAACCAGAUCCCAAUUUAACAUUUAGCAUGUCUGGUUUUCAAUGGUUAGAUAAACAGUCUCUAGAGACAAAAUUUGUUGAAACGCUAAAAGAAAAAGACUACGAAUAUUUUAUUACUUCGUUGGAGAGGCUCAGUGCUAUGCCAUAUUCCUACAAAGUUAAAGAUUUUAUUCUAGAAUAUGCUAAUCCACUCAUUAAUAAAGUUCAGUCACAAGAGACUCCGAAAGCCAAUAUAGACAAAGACGGAAGACAGUUCGUAACUAUAUAUGAAUGUAUGAGGAAAAGAUCUCGAGGCGACGUCACAAUUAGGUUACCAGGUACAGGAAAAAUUUCUAUUAAUGGAGAAGAUAUUACCUACUUUAAAGAAGACCAACCGAGAGAACAGUUGCUGUUUCCUUUGAUAUUCACCAGCAUGCUAAACAAAGUGGAUGUUGAAUGUAAUGUUGAAGGCAGUGGUGAGUCAGCCCAGGCAGGUGCUUUGAGAUGGGGCAUUGCUACUGGUUUAAGAAGUUUCGUAGAUGAAGAAAUGGUUGAGAAAAUGAGACUAGCUGGACUUCUCACGAAGGACUUCAGGACCAGGGAAAGGAAGAAGCCUGGGCAAUGGGGUGCUAGAAGGAAAUUUACUUGGAAGAAGAGAUAAAUGGAUGUUGUGGUUGUACAUAAUAGAAUUGUAAUUUGUGUAAUAAAUUUUUUUGUACA
Diabrotica virgifera virgifera (western corn rootworm) is the source of this 1410-nucleotide messenger RNA. It is a transcript of the gene mRpS9, whose product is annotated as 28S ribosomal protein S9, mitochondrial. Gene Ontology annotation, cellular component: ribosome; mitochondrial small ribosomal subunit. The coding region runs from base 185 to 1351 and encodes 388 amino acids. Gene Ontology annotation, biological process: translation. The transcript has 2 exons. Lineage: Eukaryota; Metazoa; Arthropoda; Insecta; Coleoptera; Chrysomelidae. The record is from RefSeq and is a predicted model, not a curated record. Gene Ontology annotation, molecular function: RNA binding; structural constituent of ribosome.